This is a messenger RNA of Rhinolophus ferrumequinum (greater horseshoe bat), 2382 nucleotides long. It is a transcript of the gene IMPG1, whose product is annotated as interphotoreceptor matrix proteoglycan 1. Gene Ontology annotation, biological process: visual perception. The coding region runs from base 1 to 2382 and encodes 793 amino acids. The record is from RefSeq and is a predicted model, not a curated record. The transcript has 17 exons. NCBI's taxonomy places the organism in Eukaryota, Metazoa, Chordata, Mammalia, Chiroptera, Rhinolophidae.
AUGUAUUUGGAAACUAGAACGUUUAUUUUUGCUUUUUGGAUUUUUCUCCAAGUUCAAGGAACCAAAGAUCUCUCCAUUAAGAUGAACAAUUCUGAAACUGAACACACAGGCAAUGCCCUGAGAAUUGAAACAACUGAAAGUACUGUAAAAAUGUACAAACUGUCAACCAUGAGACAAAUAUUCGAUUUGGCAAAGCAUCGAACAAAACGAUCAGCAUUUUUCCCAGCGAGGGUUAAAGUCUGUCCGCAGGAAUCCAUGAAACAGAUUUUAGCCAAUCUUCAAGCUUAUUAUAGAUUGAGAGUGUGUCAGGAAGCAGUAUGGGAAGCAUAUCGAAUCUUUCUGGAUCACAUACCUGACACAGGGGAGUACCAGCACUGGGUCAGCAUCUGCCAGCAGGAGACUUUCUGCCUCUUUGACAUUGGGAAAAAUUUCAGCAACUCUCAGGAGCACCUGAAUCUUCUUCAGCAGAGAAUAAAACAGAGACACUUCCCUGAGAGAAAGGAUGAAAUAGCCGCAGAGGAGAUAUUAAGAGAACCCCAUGAAACGCCUGUGUUUUCAACAGAUGUUGCUGGUGUCUCACUCUGGCCCUUCCUUCUCACUCCUGAUGACACACUCCUCAAUGAUACCAAGACGCCUACAAUAGAAAGAGAAAUAGAAUUAACUGAGGUAUCCGAGGGCCCACUGGAGCAGAAUGUGGAGCUGAGCAUCUCUCUGGCAAACCAGAAGUUCAAGGCAGAGCUCGCUGACUCCCAGUCCCCAUAUUACCAGGAGCUAGCAGUGAAGUCUCAAGUUCAGAUGCAAAAGGUAUUUAAGAAACUUCCAGGAUUUAAAGAAAUCCAUGUGUUAGGAUUUAGACCAGCGAAAGGAAGAGAUGGUUCAAGCUCCACAGAGAUACAACUUACGGCCAUCUUUAAGAGAGACAGAGCAGAAGCAAAAAGUUCUGCAAGUGACCUGCUGUCUUUUGAUCCCAACAAAAUUGAAAGUGAAGGAGUCCUUCAUGGAAUGAUGGAGGAGGACAAGCAACCAGAAAUCUAUCUCACAGCUUUAGAUCUCAAAAAGUUGAUCAGCAGAGCACUACAGGAAGACAAAUCCUUGGAUGUGGGGACAAUUCAGUUCACUGAUGAAAUUGUUGGGUCACUGCCAGUCUCCGGCUCUGACACCCAGUCAGUGCCGCCCACCCUCCUUGCUGAUAUCACAAAGGAUGCUACUUGGAGUCCAGAACUUCCUUUUGGUCAACCCAGGCUUGAGACAGUGGACAGAGCAGGACACAGUCGACCAGGUGAGUCUUUAUCUCCACCUGCUGUAGCCUCGACCACCCUGUCAGAAACUUCACCUUUCUUCACUGCAUCAAGUAUCUUCUCUCUGACUGAUCAAAGUGCCACAAACAUAAUGUCCAUUGACCAGACUGAACUAAUCCCAGGUCUAACCAGUCCCACCAAUGAUUAUUCUGCCAUCAGCCAGUCAGCUCUGGAAAUGUCACAUUUGUCUACAUCUUCAGAAAACAGCAGGUUGAGUACAAGCAGCCAAGAUAUAGUCAGAGACUUAGAUGGAAUGGAUCUAUCUAACAUUCCCAUCUCCUUUGAGGUACCAGGGUUCAGUGGAUAUGUUUCCAUCCCAGACCGUUUCUUGGAGAAUACCACUCCUGUCCCAGCUUUACAGUAUAUCACCACUAGCUCUAUGACCAUCACCACCAAGGGCCACGAGCUGGUGGUAUUCUUCAGUCUGCGUGUUGCUAACAUGCCCUUCUCCAAUGACCUGUUCAACAAGAGCUCUCUGGAGUACCAAGCUCUGGAACACCGAUUCACACAGCUGCUGGUUCCAUAUUUACGAUCCAAUCUUACAGGAUUUAAGCAACUUGAAAUACUUAACUUCAGAAAUGGAAGUGUCAUCGUGAAUAGCAAAAUGAGGUUUGCUAAGUCAGUGCCCUACAACCUCACUAAGGCUGUGCAUGGGGUUUUGGAGGAUUUUCUUUCUGCUGCAGCUCAACAACUUGAUCUGGAAAUAGACAGCUCCUCUCUCAACAUUGAACUAGCUGAUCAAGCAGAUCCCUGCAAAUACCUGGCCUGUGGUGAAUUUGCCCAGUGUGUAAAGAAUGAAGGGACUGAGGAAGCAGAGUGUCACUGCAGACCAGGGUAUGAAAGCCAGGAGCACCUGGACCUCCGGAAGCUGGGCCCCUGUGCUCCUGGAGAGGAAGGUAAGGUCAUCCAGGGAAAGGGAGCUCCGUGCAGGUACUCACUAAAUCACUCUAAAAGGCAAGCAUACAAAAGUAGUGUUGAAAAGUUCCAACAUCAGCAAAAUAACAAGGUUAACUCGGAAAAAAAUUCUGAAUUACUGACUAUAGGAUAUGAAGAAUUUAACCAUCAAGACUGGGAAGGAAAUUAA